AUGCGAUGUCCCGGGCCUCUAUGCCGCCACGAAGGACAAUAUUACUGGCAAGAUCAAGAGGGAAAAUGGCACCAUAGAUUGAAGACACACUAUCUGAAAGCCCUCGUUAAAUAUUUGGAGCAAGGUGGAGUUCUUGAGACUCACGAUGAUAUCCCUAAUAGUGUUCGCGCGCAGCUCUAUGCCGAGGAGAACCAGCGACUGGACAAAAAAAGAAAGCUGCGGAGAAACUCUACAACGGGUUCAGUGUGUCAUCCAAUCAAUAUCAAUGUCCUCCCGGCUGGAUCAUCUCAACAAUCGAUACAGCCUCCUGCUAAUGAUACCAUGUCUACCGGGCCCGGCUGUACUGAAUCAAUCAUAAUCGACGGCCUGCUAGAUAUCGCUCAGCAAUCGCGGGCUAGCAACGAGACUUUCAGGGAGAACAUCAACAAAGCACGCGACGUGACCCUCGAAAAUUGUCUCGAUCUUAUGCAGAUUUAUGAGGAUCAAGACCCAGGUUUCUUUGUUAAGCACGGCGUGAAAAUAGGUGCCGCGCGGCGGUUCAGCCCAUAUCAUGACGAUUUCAUCUCCCAUCCCGAAGAUCCUGCAACAUGGGAAAACAACUCACAUUACGCUCCAACACCUGGAUAUUGCGGUAGUCCCAAUGCAACACAGUUCAAUUACAGUCCCUCCCCAUCUGUUGUGCUAGAAGAUCAGUCACGGUCAGAUACUCUUAGGCUGCUCCAGUUGUCUGAGUGGGAAGAAGGAAGAGACCCGCCGACCUGUAUACACUACCGUAUAGAGUGGCGUUUUACAGUCAACAACCGAGAGGUGUUAAAGGACACGGAGGAAGAUCUUGUUUUGGCCCCUAGUGCCUUUUGGCAGCUGUUCUUGGAGAAGAAAUUAGAGAAAGUUCUUCGACGAAAAAUUGCCCGUCAUCGUCAGGUGAGAGCCGAUGACACUGCGAUUGUCGUUUCAGUGAACGACCGAACCCAGCGCAAUUUGACUAAACGAUUUGAUGAUACCGAUAUCAUUUGGACCGCCAUCGAGAAGCAGCUCCGGAUGUGGUCAGGUCUAUUCUCCCGGGGUAAAGAGCUCACGCUGAAGAUCAGUUUCAAUUACGUAGACGAUCGUCACUCUCCUCCAGCCGCUGGUCGGAAUGGGGAGAAAAGAGGAAAGGCGUCUGUCACGAAGAGAAUGCUCGAUGAGAGAGCCGCUCAGAUUGAUGCUGAGCAGGAUGCUUCUGGAGAAAGACCUGUCUGGCGCAGCGUCUAUAAUCUGAUGCGGUGCGCAUCCUCGACUUGCCCAUUAGGCCCAUAUUGUUGGGUGGAUCCAAUGGGAAAAAAGCAUUACCAACUGAAGACUCAUCAUCUCAAGCGGCUCGUUACCCACGUCGAAAAAGGUGGGGUGUUAGACGGGCACAAGGAUGUGCCAGAAACAGUAUGCGAAGAAUUAUAUAUGGAAGAGCAACAAAGACAGGAAAAGAACACUCGCAAAGGAGGACAUGUGACUGGGAAUGGAGCACCAUAUCCUGCUAUCAACAUCAAUGUCCUGCCCUCGCAGUCUUCCACCUCUGCGGCUGCACAGGUUUCUGCUGACUUCCAGUCCAUGCAAUCUCUAGGUCCGCUUGAGAUCCCUGGACCUAGGGAUGAAGCAGUCAAGGAGCAUGGUGAAUGGCAAGUGUCAAAUGUCACUGAUGACACUCUCAAGGCUGCAUUUCGAGAGAUCUGUGACAUGAUGAUCGACAAUGGUCAUGAUCUUGAGCAGGUCUACAAGGAUCAAGACCCGGCAUUCUUUAUCGGAAAGGGCAUUAAGAUAGGUAUUGCUCGACGGUUCGUAGAAGACAUUCGGCGCUGGGUUGAGAACGUGAAGAAAGCAAUCCCCAUUUAUGAGAUAAUUUAG
This is a messenger RNA of Penicillium diatomitis, 1878 nucleotides long. RefSeq lists its product as uncharacterized. The coding region runs from base 1 to 1878 and encodes 625 amino acids. The record is from RefSeq and is a predicted model, not a curated record. The transcript is spliced from 4 exons. Lineage: Eukaryota; Fungi; Ascomycota; Eurotiomycetes; Eurotiales; Aspergillaceae.